Messenger RNA from Penicillium manginii, 3117 nucleotides. Its product is annotated as DUF1708 domain-containing protein. The record is from RefSeq and is a predicted model, not a curated record. NCBI's taxonomy places the organism in Eukaryota, Fungi, Ascomycota, Eurotiomycetes, Eurotiales, Aspergillaceae. Bases 1 to 3117 code for a protein of 1038 amino acids. The transcript has 6 exons.
AUGCCUUUCUUCUCACGCGUCUUCCGGGGCAAGGACUCCAGUGCCACCAAGAAACAUUCAAAGCCCACCACUACCACUGACACAACCCCCGCGAGACCCAAAUGGACCGAUGCCUGGCAACGCACUGAGGUCUCCCCCGAAGAGGUGGCCGACCUCGUGAGAGGCUGUUCGCAGGAAUUGAAGGCGCGAGCUCUCAAUGUGCCCUUCCUCCUCCUACCCUUCCGACCGACCUCCGAUCCCAGUGCCGCCCGCACCUUCAUUCGCAACUACUUCAAUCAGUCCUUCGAGAGGGGGGCACCCGUCGCGGGAGAUGGCUUGAUGCAGGAGCUCCGGCUCAAUGAGCCCAUGGUGCUUUGCAGUGUCUUGAAAUGGUGUUGGAGUAGAUUGCCCGGAGGUAUUGUGACAUGGGACGCCUACGAGUUGUUCAAGGUUGGCGAACAAGAUUCGGACCACGCCCUCGACGCCUUCUCUACCUUCAUUCCCCUGAGUGUCGACUCCGAUGCCCGCACCAGCAUCAUUAACGACUUCUUCGAUCUUCUUGCUGCCAUUGCGGCCCAUGGCAAAUCCAACGGUCUCGGAGGCCGCAAGCUUUCCCGCUAUGCUGGAUGGUGGGCUUUCGAGCACAGUGAUACGGGUGGUGGCUUCGAGGCCUCUUACAAAAAUUGGGCUGCUGCUGCCGAUGCCACGAGCCAUCUCUUCUUUGCUUACCUCCGUUCGCUUACCCCGGAAGUCAAACGCGGCGUCGCGGGCAUUACCUCGCUCCCCAUCUCCCUGCAGUCGCUUGUGCAGGCAACCGAAUAUCCCCCACGAACACCGACUCUGCUGCAGGUCACAACGACCAAGGUUGUUAUGAUUGUCGACACCGUCUCUCCCACUCCUUUCUCGCUCCUCCGUCGUGCCAAGAACUUCGAAUACCGCGACGAACACUGGAAUUUACAGGAAUUCUCCAAUUAUGAAGACCCGGUCAAGGCAUUGACUGAAGAGUGCCUGCGUGUUUUGGGAUGUAUCUCUUCCACGAAUGAGUCCAGUGUCUCCAGCUCGAAGCAAUCCACCAGCCUUCGCGACGCAUCCUGGUCGAGAUUCGAGGAUAUCGGAUUUGGCGGUGCCAUCGACUCCGACCCCGAAGAUGAUGAUCAUAUGGUCCCAGCUCCACCUAAGAGCGAACCGGCAGCGAGCCUGAGGACUGCGCCUCGGUCCCAAGGUGGUGACCUUGGACGUCCCACAACUCCAUCCUGGGCAGACUUCAUGUCCUCUGGAUUUGCGGAUGAAGGAAACCUGAAACAGAAUGUCACACCUUUGCUGCUCACCCCGGACAAGAUGCUUCCUCCAAUCGCUGCCACGCGUGGCAUGAGCUCCCAGUCCCACAAGCGCAACUUGGACGCCGAACCCGCUUUGGAACCGGCUGAGUUGGCCAGCAUCAACUCUUUCGAUCUGGACGACUCGUUCUGGUGGGUUUGGAUCACCAGUCUGUCCAGCGACGAGCCUCUCGCCCGCAAAGCUGUCUUCGGCCGGUGUGCACUGCUCGAGACUGUCAUUCGGGGGACCAAGUGGUUGGUCCUAGAAGAACAGGUGAAGGGCGCUGCCCCAGAACCUGAGGCUGGCGCACAAUUCGUUGAGAAGAAGAGCUUCUUUAGCUUCGGAAGCCGUAAGGGCACAAAGCUAAACCGCCGCAAGUCAUCGGCCAAGAAGGUCUCCCCCAUUGAGGAGUCGUAUAAGCGUUCCAACAACCAAGCUCCUCAGAGCAAGUCCAGCAUUGGGCCUGAUCAACAUAAGCGCAUUCAGGCUGCCGCUGCUGCCCUCCAGAGGAAGAACCGCGAGGAGGCUGAAGCUAAAGAUACUAAUGUUAAUUUUGGCCGUGAUAACUUUUCCACCAAAACUAACUCCGUUUUGACACUCCAGCCCGGUAUUGUCAAUGAAGCUUCCUCUGCCAUGAAGUGGACCAAGAACUAUGACAAGAAUGCCUACCGUACCGCCUACCUGAGUGACAGCCGUGCUGGCACCGGUGCUGUCUCUGCAAAUGGUGAAUCUAUCGAGGCUGCCGACACUCUCGAGCCCGUCGCUGAGCCUACAGCAGAAGAUUCCGUGGCGCCCUCCGCUGCCCUUCCUCCCACGACUUCCAGGAAUGGCCCCCCUCCUCCUCCGAAGGACCCUGCCGCUGUGGCAACACCCCUACCACCCUCUCCGGAGCCGGCCAAGAAAACUUUGGAAGAACCAACCCCUCAGCCCGAGAAGAAGGGUAGCGCGAAGACUGUCGUUAUCGAGGAUCCCGUCGACUCACAACCCAAGCAAUCCUUGGACGAGUCCAACAAGAAGCUGAAGAAGAAGACCGGCAACAAUGGCUUCAAGAACAUGUUCGGCACCAACAAGAAAAAGACAACCGACCAGCCUGCCAUGAAGAGCACCGGAGCUAAGGAGAUCUCUUCUGUUGCUGCUGCCCGCGCUGCCCUUGAGGCCAAGGCUGCCGCCGCCCAGGAAUACAGUGCGCCCUCCCCUCCGAAGUCUGCCGUCAAGAAGAAGCCCGUUCCCGAGAAGCCUAGCACCCCUGUGGCUGCUCCCCCGGCAGUCCCAGCCCCGGCGCCCGAGAAGCCAUCCACUCCUCAACAGGCUCCCGAGUCUCCUGAGCAGGCCCGUGUCCCCAUCUCUCCUGCCAACAGCGGACCUCCCCAGACCCGCCAUGCUGUGGAGUACGAUGCCCUCUCUCGUGUCGAUACGAACGAGCGCACCGCCGCCGAUCAAGAGUUCUCCAAGUUCGACCAGGGUCCUCUUCUAGAGCAACCUGCCUUUGUUCCUGACACCCCGGCCACGCCGACUGCCCCAGUUCACUCUGAGCUUCCUCAAACCCCCACCAACGGCCACGGCGCAAAGUACCAACACACUACUACCCAGGCUGAGGCCAUUGCCACUGAAGAGGACCGCUGGGCGCAGAUCCGCAAGAACGCCGCCGAGCGUCAAGCUGCUGAAGCUGCCCACGCUUCCCGCCCUAGUGAGGAGCCCGAGGCACGCGUCAGUCAGUCUGAGCGCUCUGAUGAGGGUGAUACCAGCGGCGAAGAGACCAUCGAGUCGCGUGUCGCCCGCAUCAAGGCCCGUGUUGCGGAAUUAACCGGCCAACCCGCCUAA